AUGACUAAAGCAUCUGAUUUUAAAAUUGAAAAAACUCGCACGAUACGGUUUUGCUGUGCUGGCUAUGAAGGGAAUAUUUCCAUAAAUGAUACAGUCUGUAAGCCAGUAUGUCGUGGUGGUUGCGGUCGUGGAUUUUGCGCUAUGCCCGAUAUCUGCAGUUGCGAGGCAGGUUAUACUGGAAAGCAUUGUACUCAACGAUGUGAUCAUGAUCAUUGGGGAAAUGAGUGCAAAAAUGAAUGUGAGUGCCAAAAUGGAGCAGCUUGUGACAACAAAUCCGGAAUGUGUCAUUGUACUAUUGGAUGGUCAGGAGAUUUUUGUGAAUUGCCCUGCCCAAUUGGCACAUAUGGUGUUAUGUGUCGCAAAGUAUGCGAUUGUCCCGAUAAACGUUGUCAUCCGCAAAAUGGAGAUUGUGAUACUCUUAGCACAAAUGUAGCACCAAAUGCUACACAUGCGAUGAUUGAAACUCUAAACUCAACAAUUGUUAACAUAACGCAUAAUUUGGAUAGCAUUGCCAAGAGCAUUGGCAAUAUAGUAACUAGCAGCACUGAAGCAACACCGCUGAUUGAAUCCAAUUUACCAGAAGAAACAUCUGCUAAAUCCAUGCCUGAAGUUAUUGUCAUUAAGCAAGAUGAAACACACACACCCAAAAUAAUUGUGCAUCCAUCGAGUAAUGCAGCUGUACAAUCUCCAGAAGUAAUACAUGUAAUAUCACCUGAUUUAGCCAGUUUAGCCGGGGUCUCCGGAAAUACAGAAACAAAAUUGCACGAAACACACAAAACAACCACCGAACAUGAUACAAUUAUGUUAAUGUCAAUCUUAAUUAUUUUGCUAAUAAUUAUAAUAGCUAUUGCUAUAGUAUUCUUGUACUUCUAUCGCCGCUAUCACUGGCAAAAGGAACAUGUUGAAGCCGCCUUAGCCGCACGUCAAUCCACGCAUGUUGCUAAAAACGAUGUACCCACGCUGAACGAGACAAGCAUAACAAGUAAAAAUUUUUUAAAACCUUUACCCGACUUGCCGGCUUUCACACAAAUGGUACGCAAUAAAAUCGAGGGUCCCGAUUAUUAUGACCCACCGAGCAGUAAUUCGUCCACUAAGGCACCAUCUUAUACUUACGCGCGCAAAGAAUCACUUUAUUCUGUAGUCGCACCAAAGUCGCGUAAAGGUAGCCCAGAUUCGCAUUUAUAUGACGAAAUACGAUAUCAUCAAUCCGCACAGCAUAACCAACAGCUACAGCUAACACCACUAAGCGGGCAUUAUGAUGUGCACCAGCAACCUAUUCCCCAUCACGUUUCACAUUUGGUAAUACCACCAACCAAAAGUCCGCAAUAUCUGCAAGUACCAGGGAUGUCAUAUGCAUCGCACAAAGUUGCGCUUAUCUUAGUAGCAGUUAAAUCGAAUCAGGAAUCCGAGUUCAAAGAUCAACCAAGUACGCCAAUUCCUGCGUCUGUUCAUGCAGUUCAGAAACCAAACGACUCAUCUAAAGCAUACGCCGGAUUUAAGGAAAGGGCACAAGAAUUAGACGAAAAAAGAUCAAAGUCUUCUCGAGAACAGAUUGAGUUUCAAAUGGAUAGCCACGUUAGUACGUUGCAGUGGUGCAAACAUUAUAGUCGCAGAUAUAGUGGCGUACGUGUCAGCCGCUGCGUCAUGGGGAAGGGCUAUGGCGCUGGUACUGCGACAAUUAUCAGAAAACGCUAUAGCGCUGAUACUACGGCAGUCAUCGGGGAGGGUUAUGACGUUGGUGUUACGAUAGUCACCGGGGACGAUUAUGGCACUGAUACUACAGCAGUCAUCGGGGAGGGUUAUGACGCUGUUGUUACGGCAGUUACCGGAGACGAUUAUAGCACUGAUACUACAGCAGUCAUCGGGGAGGAUUGUGACGCUGGUGUUACGGCAAUCAUUGGGGAGGGCUAUGACGCUGGUGCUGCUGAAAUCAUUUGGGAAUGGUAUGGCGCAGGGUGUGGCGCUGGUACUGCAACUUUUAUCGGGGAAGGCUAUGGCGUUGAUACUGCUGCAGUCAUUUGGGAAGGGUAUGUCGCUGGUACCACGACAGUCAUCGGGGAGGACACUAUUACUGCUGCAUUCACGUGGGAAGACUAUGGCACAGAUAUUGCUACAGUCAUUCAGGAAGAAUAUAGCGCUGGUACUGUUACAGUCAUUCGGGAAGGGUAUGACGCUGGUACUACGGCACUCAUCAUUACUCAGUCGUCGGAGAAGGCUGUGGUGCUGCUGACAACCACGACAAUGUUUUCGAAACCCACAACAGUAUUGAAAUUGUUCAGCAUCAUUUUAGCACACUAUCUAAUGGAAGUGACAAGUUUGGAAAAUAAACUAAUAUUUGGUGACAUUUUCGAAGAUUCCGUACGUAGUCUGUCACUACAGAAUAAGCGUUAUGAACAUUUAUGCCGACGUGAAACGCCGGCGAUAUUUUUUCAAACGCAGAAAAAUGAACUCGUACGAGGCAAUGGUUCCACUAUUUACUAUCAUCUCAUUGAUGUGUGCUGUGAGGGCUAUAUACGAUCUAAACGUAAUUUACAAAAAUGUGUACCGGACUGUUCGGCGGUCUCUCCCAAUAAUUGUCACAAUGGCUUUUGUCGCGCACCAAACAAUUGCGUUUGCUUCGAUGAAUUCGUACGCAACGAUAUUGGAGAGUGUGUGCACACUUGCCCCAUAAGCUGUCAACAUGGACGUUGCUACUUAAAUGGUACAUGUGCUUGUAAUCCUGGGUUUCAGCUAGACACUCAAACACGUAAGUUCUGUAGACCCACUUGUACUGUGCCAUGUGGCAAUCAUCAAAUAUGCACUGCCAGCAAUAUGUGUGUUUGCAAGGAUGGCUAUAAAAUGUCUGAUAGUUUGGGUUGUCAGCCGAUUUGUACUCCAGAUUGUGGUCAUGGCAAAUGCGUAGGACCAAAUAAGUGUGAAUGCUUUCCGGGAUAUAUGAAACGAUAUCAACGCAACGUCUGUGAAGCUGACUGCGAUCUUAAAUGCGAGAAUGGUUUUUGUGAAUCUCGGUACAAAUGUCAAUGUCGAGAUGGCUACAAAUAUGACAGCAAUACAACUAGUUGCCUUCCGGACUGUAAAGAUGAGUGCCAAAAUGGAGUUUGCGUGGCACCUGGUGUUUGUAAGUGCUUUGAAGGAUAUACACUCAGCGGCAGCACUUGUAUACCAGUGUGCAAAGGUGGAUGUGGUCUUUAUGGAAAAUGUUUUGAACCAAAUAUAUGUGGUUGUGGAUCGCCUGCACAACUAUGCAUUUUCGGUACUUGUACAGCUAAAGGAACGUGUGUAUGUUCUAAAGGCUUGACCAGAUUCAUUGACAAAUGUGUUGAAUUUACAAACGUUGAAGGCCUGCUAAAUAAUUAUGAGCAAAGGGAAUAUUAUAACCAGCAACUUACAUAUCAAUUUGAAGGGCUAAUUGGUAGAAUGUUUAAAUAUUAAGGAAAUGACUUUAAAAUAUACUCUGCGUAAGCAUCUGCAAAAUGAACUGAAUUACUCUGUUACCUUGUUAAAUUAUAUGUAUUAACAUUUUCAAUAAGAAUUUAUGGAACAAUAAAUCUCAUUGCUUCAAAAAUGCUA
This is a messenger RNA of Teleopsis dalmanni, 3570 nucleotides long. RefSeq lists its product as uncharacterized. The record is from RefSeq and is a predicted model, not a curated record. The coding region runs from base 1 to 3432 and encodes 1143 amino acids. NCBI's taxonomy places the organism in Eukaryota, Metazoa, Arthropoda, Insecta, Diptera, Diopsidae. The transcript is spliced from 13 exons.